AUGGAUGAUGUUCCAGAACCACGUAAUGCAGGCGAAGAGCCACCACCAGGGAGGAGGAGUAAAGAAUUUGGUGUCUAUCAUAGAUUCCACGGUUACACAACAAGUAAUUGCAGAAAUGUGAGGAAAAUUAUAUUGCAAAUGAUCGAGCAAGGGAAGUUGGACCAUUUCUUAUUGAAUCAGCCAAGAAAUCCACCACCACCACCACCUCAAGGAAAUAAAUAUGUAAAGGAGGACAGGAGCACAUUUGUUAUUGACGUGGGAGCGAAGGCGAAUAAUCUAUAUUGUAACUCGAUCAUACAUUCGUUCAAAAACAUAGAAGAUUUUCAUGAUAAUAUCUUAAGUCGAGUAUAUGCAAGAGAUGCUGAAGGAAGGGAAAUUUUCAACCUGGAAAAAAUACCAUCUUUGAAGAACUGGCAAAAGAAAAAAAUCUCGUUUAGCACAGAUGAAAUACCAGAAGCAAAAACAUCACAUGAGUGCCCAUUGGUGGUGAGAUUGGGAAUUAAUCCAAAAACGUUAGACGAAGAUGAGGAAGAAAAUGAGAAAAACACCUGGGGGGUAAAUAGAAUUCUUAUAGACACUGGAAGUUCUGUGGAUGUUCUAUUUUAUCACACAUAUAAAACAAUGGGUGGAAGAGAUGAUGAGUUGAUCCCUUCAACGUACAAAAUCUAUGGUUUUAAUGGCUCUGCGAACAAACCAAAUGGGGAGGUGACUAUGCAAAUUCUUCUACAAAGCUUACCAACAGAUAUCACAUUCUGUGUAGUGGAUGUUGAAUCACCAUACAAUGCUCUCAUUGGAAGGCUGCAUAGUAUACUAGCUGUCGCAUCAACAUUUCAUCAGUGCAUCAAGUUUCCUUUACCUCAGGGUGUUGGAAUUAUAAGAGGGGACACAGUUGAAAGUAAAAAUUGUCAAGAAAUUGAUAUUGAUAGAUGCGAAGCAAGAGAAUCCAAGCGAAGAAAUUGGCAAAAGAAUGCAGCAGAUAGCAAAAGAGCAGAGAGAUUAAUGGUUGAUGUCUGA
This is a messenger RNA of Papaver somniferum (opium poppy), 1014 nucleotides long. RefSeq lists its product as uncharacterized. NCBI's taxonomy places the organism in Eukaryota, Viridiplantae, Streptophyta, Magnoliopsida, Ranunculales, Papaveraceae. The record is from RefSeq and is a predicted model, not a curated record. The transcript has a single exon. The coding region runs from base 1 to 1014 and encodes 337 amino acids.